UCAAAUGAACAUUUCAGACGCUUCAUUUGCGAGACAACGCCCAAUACGGAUAGUAAUAGUUUUUACACCGAGUGUUCAGUGAGAUUAUGGUGAAAUAAGUGAAACAAAGAGUUCAGACAAAAAACAAAUAAUUUCGAAAAACGAAAUUCCUUCAAUUUAAUUGAAAGGAAGUGAAAGGAUUCUUAUACUCCCGUGUGUGUGUGUGAAUGUGUCGGUAAAAAUGAAGACUAGAAUUGGAUUCGCGUUUUUCCUUUGCUUAGUCGUAACAGUAGUUUUAGUUCAAGCACAAGAUGAUGCUACCGAUAUAACCGACAUAGUCGAUACAGAUGUGGAUGUGGUGAAAAGUGAUAUUGCUCAAAUAGAAGAUGUUAAACAGGAGGCGGACGAAGAACCGACCAAUGACGACUAUGAUGACGAAACGGAACCAGCCGAAGAUGCUCCAACGUCGGAAAUUGCACAGCCCGCUGUACAAACCGAGGAUGAAAUAAUCGAGGACCCCGUUGAGAGCAUUAAGGAAGUGGAAUCCGUUGAAGAAAUAACGACAAAUAACGAAGAGAAAGCGGCUGAAGCACCGAAACCAGCACCGAAAAGUCGGUCAGGAAAUUAUCAGUAUGACGAGUUCUACGGAAAUUUGGAUACUUUCAACACAGAUGGGGGAUUUAAUGGCGGCGGUGAUCCCAACUAUAAUUAUGAUCCAAUGAAUCGUGUAGCCCCAAACGAACCUCCGACUCAUCGUAACGAUGGUCAAGGCUACUCUAUAACUCCAGCACGACUAGCCGAACUUCGGCGACAUUUCUUAUACUGGUUCUUCGACCAAGGCGGCAAUGACAACAAUGGCGAUUACCAGAAGGACAUCCACGCAUCAAAUCCACAAGUGCACAAGAAUUUCAACUUCCAGUUGCCAUUUUUCGGAUUCCGAUUCAACUACACUAGAGUGUCGAUGCAUGGCUAUUUGGAAUUUUCCGAUCCACCCGAACAUUACACAUAUCCGCUAACGUUUCCGAUCAAAGAAUGGCCCCGACGCAACGAUCCAUCAUUCAUUGGCAUAUUCUUUUCAAAGUGUCGCAUCGGUAAAAUAUACCCAACCGAUUUCGAUCAACGGAUACCCGGCGUGUAUUUCAGACAAGAACGUGAUUUAAUGACCAGAACUGAUCGAUUCGGCGUUGAGGUUCGAGAACGUAUUAUGUGGGAUAUUCGCGAAGGAGUGGUUGGCGCUGACACCUUUAUUCCCAAACAUGUGGUUUUCCUUACGUGGAAGAAUAUGUCUUUUGCUGGAGGUAUCGACAUAUCACUUUAUAGGACAAACUCCUUCCAAAUGGUUUUGGCUACCGAUGAAGUGUACACGUAUGCAAUUUUAAAUUAUAUCACAAUUAAUUGGUCUUCACACACCGAAGCCGGUGGAGAUACGACUGGUGGUGAAGGUGGUGUUCCAGCAUACAUUGGAUUCAACGCUGGCAACGGAACGCAAGCAUACGAAUACAAACCGUACAGUCAGGCGUCUGUGUUGCGUGAUUUAACUGGUCGUGGAUGGGCUAACGGUUUUCCUGGCAGACACAUUUUCCGUAUAGAUGAACGGAUAAUGCUGGGAACAUGUAACAAAGACAUAGAUGCCGCUCACUUACCGUUGGUAUUUGCUCCCGAGUCAGGUAAUAUGUUAGGCGGUACAGUCGUUAAUAUCACCGGUCCAUGUUUCAAUACAAACGAACGUGUUCUCUGUAAAUUUGACACGGAAAGUGUCAUUGGUCAUGUGAUUGACCGAAAUCGUGCCAUUUGCGUUCAGCCGUUCUUGAUGGCCCAAGGAUAUAUUCGGUUUGAGAUUUCAAUCGGCACAGAGAAUUUCAAAUGGCGUGGACGUUACUUUGUUGAAACCCCAGCCACAGCCACCGAUAAAAUUUUCUUCGAAAAUGCUGAUGUCUAUCAAAGAUCACCUGCCGAAAUACGAAUUUCUUGGAACCGUUUCAAUUUAACAUCAAAUUUAAACGCUGGCAUCACCAUAUCAUUAUGGGGCUAUCGCGAAACUACCAUCCGUCCUCAAUUGGAGUUCAUUGACAAUCUGGAGUCUAGUAUGACCAACACGGGUGUGUAUGUUAUCAGUCCGGCUACCUAUCGCAAUCGUGACAACAAUGCUACCAGAGACAUGCAAUUCGGUUUCAUUCAGAUCAAUUUGACGAAUCCGGAACACUUUUCCGGUCUGAGAAUCAGUCCAACUUUAUGGUCGAAACCAAUUCCACUUGGAUGGUACUUCGGUCCGCAAUGGGAACGCAUUCACGGCCGUAACUGGCCUCGUGCACUGUGCGACAAUUGGCUGCGUAGCGAUCGUUUCCUUCGUAAUUUCGCCGCCAAUAUACCACUGUGUCCGUGCACACUUGAACAUGCCUUGUUAGACAAAGGACGCUUUAUGCCCGAUUUCGAAUGUGAUCGCGAUUACAAUCCGACUUGUUUGCAUCACAAGGGUGCCAUACAUUGUGUGCGAACGGGUCAACCGAAUCAUCAAGGUUCCGAACAGCAAUGUUGCUACGAUCGUAAUGGCUUCCUGAUGAUGUCCUAUGAUCAGAUGUGGGGCUCACGGCCCCGACGAAACCACAAUAUUGGUCAGAUGCCAUGGAACGAAGCCAAUAAAGUUCCCACUCUGUCCACAUGGUUCAACGACGUACGACCGUAUUAUUCAUGCUGUUACUGGCAAGAUGAACAGGCUGUUGGAUGCGAAACGUUCCGUUUCGAACGGCGACCAUCACAAGAUUGCGUUUCCUAUCAGGCACCGGGCGUUGGUGCGGCUUUUGGUGAUCCGCAUUUUAUGACCUUCGACAAUUUGCAGUACACGUUCAACGGAAUGGGUGAAUUCGUUUUGGUUCGAGUGAAUGAUGGCAAACAACGGCUGGACGUACAAGGCCGAUUUGAGCAAGUUCAUCGUAACGUUCAUGGACCGGUUAUGGCCACCCAAUUGACGUCGAUUGCGGCACGUGGCAAUGAGUCAACCAUUAUUGAAGUUAGAGUAAGGCCAAGACACGCCCAGUGGAGAUAUCGAUUGGACGUUUUCGCUGACGGUAGACGCAUCUAUUUCGAUCGGCCGAGUUUGAAAUUCCAGAGUUUCUUCGGCGUAACCGUCUACACUCCAACUUACAUUUUGAAUCAGUCAGAAGUUGUGAUUAUGUUUGCUUCCGGCGCUGGUGUUGAAGUUGUUGAAAAUUCAGGACACUUAACUGCACGAGUCUAUUUACCAUGGACGUUUAUUAAUAAAACGCGAGGUCUACUGGGUAAUUGGAGUUGGGAUAUGCAGGACGAUCUUGUAUUGCCUGACGGACGAGUGGUGCCGAUAAAUUUGAACAAUUUUGAAAGCGUUCACCGGGACUUUGCUAUGCAUUGGAUGUUAUCGGAUCGAGAACAGGUGGGGGUCGGAGCGGCAUUAUUCACAAGAGAAUUCGGUCGGCUGGCCAGCCACUUUGCCAAUGCGUCAUUCAUGCCGAACUUUAUCAGAGAGCCAAGAGACUUCUUACCGCCAAAUCGAUCACAUGACAUCGAACGGGCUACAGAACUGUGCGGUGAAAGUUAUCAGUGUCGGUACGAUUAUGGCAUGUCACUCGACAGGGAGAUGGCUCAUUUCACGAAAAAUUACUACGACAGUGCGGUCAACAUCCGAGAGACCAAUUUAAGACGCAUCCUAUCCUGUGGAAUAUUGGAAACGCCUCGAUUCGGUCGAAAAUCAAACUUUUUGUUCACACCCGGUUCAUCAGUUGCGUUCGAAUGUAACGAAGGAUUCGUGCUGAUCGGUGAUCCUCGUCGUACAUGCACUGCUGAAGGUCAAUGGGAUCCACCCGUUUACGGAUACACAAUUUGUCUACGCGAGGUCUUCUAUUCGCGUCGUGUUGCUUGGAUCUCAAUAGGCAUUAUUAUCGCGGUCAUUCUGCCAAUCAUAAUGUGUGUUGUCUGCGCCGUCUAUUGUUAUCGUAAAAAAGCUUUAAAGGAAGAUCCCACAUGGAAAAUGUCACUGCCACGCUCUCGGCUCGGUUCCCGUUCGACACUGCGCCAUCUCGGCGACGACGACGAGGACACGCUGAAGAAGAGCCGAUCAUACGACAAAGUUUAUCGAACCAACGAACCUCUCGAAGGCAAACCGAACAACGAAUUUCCGGAAAAGAAAUGGGAUCUCGAUGACGAGGACGUAACAUCAUCCGAUGGCAGUGAGUUUCCGUCGUCGAAAGUAGCUAGUGACAUUGAGUACAUAAAUCGGUCUGAUCCUCAACGCCAAACAGGUAGACGAAUGCAGCGAAUGGGAGCUGAUACGAUUGAAGAGGAACAAAGUCUACCGCCACCACCGCAGGAAUUAGCUAGCCCGACAUAUAGUCCCACGUACAGUGGACUGGAUCGGAACAGUAGUUUCGGACAGGAACAAUUAAGUCCACCUGCGCAACAGUACACGACACGGCCACCGAGCGGAGCCGUUCGCGUAAUGCCAAUGUCAAAUAAUAAAUUCUUUGGCGAAGGAUCAAUGUCACCGACAUCGGCCGGAUCACCAACGCCGAUCAUCAGCCAAGAAGUUGGUCUACCCAAAGCGAACACAAAAUCAACAGAAGUUUAACAUUUUUAACAAACAAAACAAACAAAUUGAAACCAAAUCUUCAAAUCGAUUGAACAGUUGAGACUAAGAAGAUGAUUUUUUUUGUUGUUUUAUAAUCCGUAGUUGUGUAGUCAUUUUGUUUUAGGUUUAUUUUUCAUUGGAAAAAUUUACAAAAAAAAUAUUUUUUACAAUUUCUUACCAUUUAUGAACAUUUCCACCACACGUUUCCAUUCAAUCCGUCAAUCAUUUAGAGAAUAAAAUCAAAAAAUCGAUUGUUUUCAUAGCUUGUAGAGCCCAUGACUUAAUGAUCACCAUUUUCAUUUUUUACAUUUAAACAAAACCAAGA
Messenger RNA from Bradysia coprophila, 4901 nucleotides. It is a transcript of the gene mesh, whose product is annotated as sushi domain containing 2 mesh. The record is from RefSeq and is a predicted model, not a curated record. Gene Ontology annotation, biological process: cell-matrix adhesion. Lineage: Eukaryota; Metazoa; Arthropoda; Insecta; Diptera; Sciaridae.